Messenger RNA from Esox lucius (northern pike), 2309 nucleotides. It is a transcript of the gene fbxl6, whose product is annotated as F-box and leucine-rich repeat protein 6. Gene Ontology annotation, cellular component: SCF ubiquitin ligase complex. The record is from RefSeq and is a predicted model, not a curated record. Gene Ontology annotation, molecular function: protein binding. Gene Ontology annotation, biological process: SCF-dependent proteasomal ubiquitin-dependent protein catabolic process. Lineage: Eukaryota; Metazoa; Chordata; Actinopteri; Esociformes; Esocidae.
UCUUUGAUGUUGCUCACAAGACGCAGAUAUAAGACGCUGAUUUAUUGUUUACAUUAUCUUAGCUUGCUACUCAGUUUCCUGGCUUUUUUCUUAGCGUGAACAAAAUGUUUACGACGUAGGUUAUUAAAAGGAAGAUGCAUUUAUUGGGGUAUAUCUACAACUUAUUCGUUAUAGAAUUAAAUAGCUUCUGAUCUAGAGGUGGUGUAGUGCUGUCAGGCCAACCGGCGUGAGCAAUAUCUGUCAUUAUUAUAGCAAAGCAUAAGUGAAGUCGGUUACGGAUACGUCCAGUGUCUGUCUUUGUUCAGACAAGGACGAAUAUUAACUACAAAAAAGAUGGAAGAUGGUAGACCUGUAAGACUAUCUCUGGGAAUUCCAGACACUGAUAAUGCCCCCUCUAGCUCAUUAGCGGCAUCAACAAUAAAGAGGAAGUCUUAUGUGCUCAGCGAUGUUAAGCCCAAGAAAAAGAAAAAAAAAGUCAGCCGAAACCCAAGGCUUGGCUACACGGUUGAACAAGGAGAGGAUAUGCUUUUAAUCAUAUCCAACACAAAUCAAUAUGAAAAUGUAUGGCGGCCAAACACGAAAGGAAGAAAGAAAAGCAUUGAAGGAAAAGCCAGAGUAACUCAGGCAAAGAAGAAGAGUAAGAUUCUCCUAAAGUGUAGAGCUCCAAAAAAGCCACAGAACAAGAAAGCGGAAAUGAAGACAACACUAAAACAGCCAGAUGACUGCAUUGACAGCUGGGGUCAGAGUCUACCAUUGGAAGUGUUAGUUAAUAUUUUAAAGAUGGUAGUUCAACAAGAUGGCGCAGUACCAUUCCUGUGCAGGGUGGCAAGGGUGUGUCAGCUAUGGAAUGCUGCGUCAGCCAGUCCAGCUCUAUGGCACAGUGUGUCCAUGGGUUACUGCUGGUUGGAGCCUGGUAAGACCCAGUUACCUAAAACUGAACUGAAGAUCAGAAACACUGUAACCUGGCUUGCACAGAACAGAUUCUCUCAGCUAAGACACUUUUCUCUUAAUCACUGGAAAAAAAAUGUUGACCAUGUUGUGGAGGUUGUAUCCCAGACCUGCCCACAUCUCUGCUCGCUCAAGCUGUCAUACUGUACAGGCCUGACAGAGAAAGCCUUUCAGAGCCUAAGCACCAGCUGUCAGUCACUGUAUAACAUUAAUGUCCAAUACUCUGAGAUACAGGUGGAAGGGCUUGUAGCCUUCUUGGAAUCCAAUGGCAGUCAAAUAAAAGAGAUUCUGUUCACCCAUGGGCCCAGAAAUGACAAACUACUCACUGCGAUCUCCAGAGGAUGCUGCCCGGAGUUGCAAUUGCUGGAAAUCAACACAAAACUGGACAGUGGGUACUGCCAGCUUCCAAUCUGCAUCCAAGCUUUGCAAAAUGCCUGUCCUAAACUACAGACUUUCCGGAUGCUGAAUGUCAUUCCCAUGCCUAAAAUGGCUCGUAGCGGGUCAGGUUCCACAUCUGGCUUCCCUUUACUAGAGGAGCUGUGUAUGGCCACCACCGCUGUCUCCUUUAUGACUGACCAGGACUUGACCAAGAUUCUCUACAACUCCCCUAAACUGCGUGUGUUGGACCUGAGAGGUUGUUCCCGAAUCACAGCCGCCGGCCUCUCUGCUUUACCAUGUGAAGAACUUGAGUGUCUGUACUGGGGACUGUACUUCAGCAGCAAUGUCACAGUAUCCUUGUCUAAGAAGGGACUUCACCUGCUGGCCCAGAAAUGGAGCAGCACCUUGAAGGAGCUAGACCUUGCCAACCAGCUCUUCUGUGAAGAGGACAUGGAGAUUUCCAUGGGCCAUCUAGCUCAAGGAACCGGAGCUGACAGUACCCUGUGUUCACUCAACCUCAGUGGGACUAAGGUCACAACACCUGCCCUGAGGUUAAUUAUAGGCCAGUCUACAGCGCUGAAUUACUUAAACUUGUCGUCCUGCCGUUACCUUCCAAGAGGUUUGAAGAAACUGUAUCGUGGCCAACAAGAAAUCCACCAGCUGCUAGAAAAAUUUGAGUAAUCGAUUGCUCCAGUUUAGUUUUUUCUAAGAAUCCCAGCCAAAGUACUGUCUUCAAUCCAUGAUGCAAAAGUACAUAAAAUUUUUUAAACAUGGGUACUCUUCAACGCUGUUUUUAAAUGUUUUACCUGGGACCCUCAAACCACAACUUAUCUGUAUUGUAUUUUUAAACUGUAUGUUACUAUUAUACUUUAAUACUUAAGUCUAAUGACUUAAAUGCCAUGAGCUGGUAAAUACAGUGGGGAGAACAAGUAUUUGGUACACUGCCGAUUUUUCAGGUUUUCCCACUUACAAAACAUGUAGAA